AAGGGGACAAGGGGCCUUAUAACUGUGCCUAGGGAGGGGGUCUCCCUCCUUUCUGGAUCUUUCUCUCACUUUUUGUGGUAUGAGUGCCUGAGUCCAGGACAGCCCCUGAACAGGACGCUGGCGCAGAGAUGGCAGAGGUGGAAGCCGUGCAGCUGAAGGAGGAAGGGAACCGGCAUUUCCAGCUCCAGGACUACAAGGCUGCCACAAAGAGCUACAGCCAGGCCUUGAAGCUGACCAAGGAUAAGGCUCUGCUGGCCACGCUCUAUCGGAACCGGGCAGCCUGCGGCCUGAAAACGGAGAGCUAUGUUCAAGCGGUUUCAGAUGCCUCAAGAGCUAUUGACAUCAACUCCUCGGACAUCAAGGCUCUCUACCGGCGAUGCCAGGCCCUGGAGCACCUGGGGAAGCUGGACCAGGCCUUCAAGGACGUGCAGCGCUGUGCCACCCUUGAGCCACGGAACCAAAACUUCCAGGAGACGCUGAGGAGGCUCAACACCAGCAUCCAAGAGAAGCUCCAUGUGCAGUUCUCCACGGACUCCAGGGUACAGAAGAUGUUCGAGAUCCUCCUGGAUGAAAACAGUGAAGGUGACAAGCUGGAGAAGGCUGCCAACAACCUCAUCGUCCUAGGGCGUGAAGAAGCAGGGGCUGAGAUGAUCUUCCAGAACAACGGAGUGGGCCUGCUGCUGCAGCUUGUGGACACCAAGAGGCCUGAGCUGGUGCUGGCUGCCGUGAGGACCCUCUCGGGCAUGUGCAGUGGCCACCGAGCGAGGGCCACCGUGAUUCUCCAUGCGGUCCGGAUAGACAGAAUCUGUGGCCUCAUGGCCGUGGAGAACGAGGAGAUGUCUCUGGCCGUCUGCAACUUGCUCCAGGCCAUCAUUGACUCUCUGUCGGGGGAGGACAAACGAGAACAUCGGGGGAAGGAGGAAGCCCUGGUUCUAGACACCAAGAAGGACCUGAAGCAGAUCACCAGCCACCUGCUCGACAUGCUGGUCAGUAAGAAGGUGUCUGGCCAGGGCAGGGAUCAGGCCCUGAACCUGCUCAAUAAGAAUGUCCCCAGGAAGGACCUCGCCAUUCACGACAACUCACGUACCAUCUACGUGGUGGAUAAUGGCCUGAGGAAGAUCCUGAAGGUGGUGGGGCAGGUUCCAGAUCUGCCAUCCUGCCUGCCUCUAACCGACAACACCCGCAUGCUGGCCUCUAUUCUCAUCAGCAAGCUCUACGAUGACCUGCGCUGUGACCCAGAGCGCGACCACUUCCGCAAGAUCUGUGAGGAGUACAUCACGGGCAAGUUUGACCCUCAGGACAUGGACAAGAAUGUGAUUGCCAUUCAGACGGUGUCAGGGAUCCUGCAAGGCCCCUUUGACCUAGGCAAUCAGCUGCUGGGUCUGAAGGGUGUGAUGGAGAUGAUGGUAGCACUGUGUGGCUCGGAGCGCGACGUAGACCAGCUGGUGGCCGUGGAGGCCCUCAUCCACGCAUCCACCAAGCUCAGUCGUGCCACCUUCAUCAUCACCAACGGCGUGUCACUGCUCAAAGAGAUCUACAAGACCACCAAAAACGAGAAGAUCAAGAUCCGCACACUGGUGGGACUCUGUAAACUUGGCUCUGCGGGAGGCACGGACUACGCCCUCAGGCAGUUUGCGGAAGGGUCCACGGAGAAGCUGGCCAAACAGUGUCGCAAGUGGCUGUGCAAUGCGUCCAUAGACACCCGGACCCGGCGAUGGGCCGUGGAGGGUCUGGCCUACCUCACGCUGGAUGCCGACGUCAAAGACGACUUUGUCCAGGACAUCCCCGCCCUGCAGGCCAUGUUUGAGCUGGCCAAGACCUCUGACAAGACUGUCCUGUACUCUGUGGCAACCACCCUGGUGAACUGCACCAACAGCUACGAUGUCAAGGAGGUCAUCCCCGAGCUGGUGCAGCUUGCCAAGUUCUCCAAGCAGCACGUCCCCGAGGAGCACCCUAAGGACAAGAAGGACUUCAUAGAUAUGCGUGUGAAGCGGCUUCUGAAGGCUGGGGUCACUUCCGCACUGGCCUGCAUGGUGAAAGCGGACAGUGCCAUCCUCACCGACCAGACCAAAGAGCUGCUGGCCAGGGUAUUCCUGGCCCUCUGUGAUAACCCGAAAGACCGAGGAACCAUUGUGGCUCAAGGCGGUGGCAAGGCGCUGAUCCCCCUGGCCUUGGAGGGCACAGACGUGGGCAAGGUGAAGGCAGCCCAUGCUCUGGCCAAGAUUGCCGCCGUCUCUAAUCCGGACAUCGCCUUCCCCGGGGAACGGGUGUAUGAAGUGGUCCGACCCCUUGUGAGUCUCCUGGACACACAGAGGGAUGGGCUCCAGAACUACGAGGCUCUCCUGGGCCUCACCAAUCUGUCUGGGCGGAGUGACAAACUCCGGCAAAAGAUCUUUAAGGAGAGGGCCUUGCCAGACAUUGAAAACUACAUGUUUGAGAAUCAUGACCAGCUGCGGCAGGCGGCCACAGAAUGCAUGUGCAACAUGGUGGUGAACAAGGAGGUACAGGAGAGGUUCCUGGCUGAUGGGAAUGACCGGCUGAAGCUGAUAGUGCUCCUCUGCGGGGAGGACGACGACAAGUUGCAGAACGCAGCUGCGGGGGCGCUGGCCAUGCUGACGGCAGCUCAUAAGAAACUGUGCCUCAAGAUGACCCAAGUGACAACGCAGUGGUUGGAGAUCCUGCAGCGGCUUUGCCUGCAUGACCGGCUGUCAGUCCAGCACCGGGGCCUGGUCAUUGCCUACAACCUACUGGUUGCCGACGCUGAGCUGGCCAAGAAGCUGGUGGAGAGUGAGCUGCUGGAGAUCCUGACUGUCGUGGGCAAACAAGAGCCAGAUGAGAAGAAGGCGGCAGUGGUGCAGACAGCCCGGGAAUGCCUCAUCAAAUGCAUGGAUUAUGGCUUCAUUAAACCGGUGUCUUAGACAGGGGCCCACAGGGCUGCUGGGGCCAGUCCUGUAUUCUGAAGAGUCCUAAGCCAGGAACUCAAGGGGUAUCAUUUCAGCUGGGGAUCUUAGCAGUGACUACGAAGUCUCCAUAUAAAAACCAAGACUUGAGUGUUCCCUGAGUUGUCGACCUUCCUCUUUGCCCUAGGAAAUUUUGGAUGUUUCAUUGGCUCUCUUGCUGUCUCCUUACAACUAUCAGGUUGCAGAAAGUCCUAGAAUAAUUUUCAUCUAUGAUUCGGAAGACAACUUGGGUAAUUCUUUCUGUACCCAUUCCAAAGGCCAGGAUAAUGGGCUGAAUUCUUUGUAUUUUGGGAAAUGGGUUGUGUGGUAAGUAGGACCUAACAGGUGUGUGAAUAGAAAGGUUAGUGCAACCACAUCUG
Lutra lutra (Eurasian river otter) is the source of this 3319-nucleotide messenger RNA. It is a transcript of the gene UNC45B, whose product is annotated as unc-45 myosin chaperone B. Gene Ontology annotation, molecular function: Hsp90 protein binding. The record is from RefSeq and is a predicted model, not a curated record. NCBI's taxonomy places the organism in Eukaryota, Metazoa, Chordata, Mammalia, Carnivora, Mustelidae. Bases 129 to 2918 code for a protein of 929 amino acids. The transcript is spliced from 20 exons.